Protopterus annectens (West African lungfish) is the source of this 2483-nucleotide messenger RNA. RefSeq lists its product as uncharacterized. The record is from RefSeq and is a predicted model, not a curated record. Bases 706 to 2088 code for a protein of 460 amino acids. The transcript is spliced from 2 exons. Lineage: Eukaryota; Metazoa; Chordata; Ceratodontiformes; Protopteridae.
CACACCCCACUCUUCCACACAACCCUUUCUCUCAACAUACCUCACUCCUACACAGCCAUACAUAUAUCUCCUACACUUUAUCCCAUCAAUAACAAUCUAUGCUUUCACUACAAAAUUAUCUUAGCUUACAAACUUUCUAACCACUCCCUCCCAAACAAUUACCCAACAGCGAACAAUAUCUAUCAAACCCCAAAAAGCCCCUACCAAAUAAAGCAAAUUCUAACAUCUCUUCUAUUAUCUGGAGAUGUUCACCCUAACCCAGGCCCAAACACCUCCUCCUCUACCUCUAAAUCUAUUACAUUUGCAUCCCUUAAUGCACAAAGUAUAGCUAACAAAAUUCAUAACCUUCACGCCUGGCUGCACCAUAAUAAUCCUGAUAUCUUAAGCAUAUCCGAAACCUGGCUAAAACCUUAUAUCAAAGACAAGGAGAUAGUCCCACCUAACUACUGUAUUAUCAGGGUGGACAGAACCAGCAAAAAAGGUGGUGGAGUAGCCCUACUCUACUCCUCUUCUCUAUGCAUUACUCCCUACAAUAAAGCUGUUCCCCAAUUUAACAAUGCAGAAUUAAUAAUUGCUCAGCUUCAGUUAAACAAGCGCAAAAAUAUAUGUAUUGCCUCUCUCUACAUUCCCCCUGGAGACAAUAUCUCUACUCUUGAAGAUAUCCUCUCCUGGUUCUCAACCAAUAUAGCUAACAAAACCAUCAUAAUGGGAGAGACCAACAUCAAUUGGUCCUUCACUCAAUCCCAUACCCCCUCCAUUAACAUCAACCUAUAUAACUUUUCCCAACUCAUCAACUCCACCACUAGACCCUCUAAAGACUUCACCACUGGCAGUAUUAUUGACUGGAUCUUAGUCUCUCACCCCCACUGCUACCCUGAUAGUGGAACUCUCCCUGACUCAUUAAGCAACCACCUUCCCAUCUUUGCUACACGCCUCCCUUCUCCAGUUCAAACUACCCAUAAUUACAUUUCUUUCAGACACCUAAAACACUUCAACCCAGAAGCCUUCUCCAACUCCUUAAAAUCACUCAACUGGUGCCCCCUAAAAACUCUCCCCCUCGAAAGUGCAAUCACUCACUUUAAUACCUUCCAAAGCCUUUUAGAUAUUCAUGCUCCAUUAAAAACCAAAAGAAUAAAAAAGAAAACUACCCCUUGGCUAACUAAAAGCACAUUGAAAACCAUGCGAUUAAGAGAUAUAGCCUGGUCACACUAUCAGAAGCACAAAUCUCCCACUAUCCUUAAUGAAUACAAAACUCUUCGCAAUACAGUAAAAAAGCUUAUUUCGACAGACCGUCAAAACUAUUACUCUUCCCUCCAAAGUAAAUACAAAUCUGACCCACAAAAAUUCUGGAAAGGUAUAACAUCCCUCCUAAAACCCGGCACAACUGAAAACCCAAACCCCAACCCAGAUGUGCAAGACAUUGAACUCGCCAACAAAUUCAACUCCUUUUUCAUUGACUGUAUCUCAAAACUUACCUCUUCCUUCUCAAGCAACCACCCACCCCCUACUACCACCUGCCCUCUUCCUACACCCCCCCUCUUCUCCACUCAAUCACCCUACUACCUCACAAACCCCUAUAUUCUCACUGAAACCAAUCCCUACCUUCACUGUAAAAAAAAAAAAAAAAAAAAAAAAAAACUACUAAAGAAGCUAAAACCAUGCACUAAUGCCCCCGAUAACAUCCCCUCACACUUCCUUAGCAUAUCUGCAGAUGCCAUCGCCCUCCCAAUUAGUAUCCUAAUAAACCGCUCCAUCCAAGAAGGUCUUGUUCCACAAGUCUGGAAAAAAGCUUUGAUCAUUCCCCUUCAUAAAGGAGGGAAUAAUUCUAGCAUUACCAACUUCCGGCCCAUCGCCAUCCUCUCUCCCAUAUCAAAAAUUCUAGAAAAAUGUAUCCAUUUACAACUCCUUCCCUAUUUAUUAGACGGUAAUCUACGAAGUCCUACCCAACAUGGCUUCCGCCCUAAUCAUAGUACUAUGACAGCCCUCCUUUCAUUCCUUGAAACUGUGAAUAAAGCUAAAGACUUGGGGUAUCACUGUAUCUACCAUCCUUCUUGUUCUCUCCAAAGCAUUCGACACCAUCUCCCAUAACCUACUGCUCACUAAAUUGUCAAAGCUAAACCUAUCACCUGCAACUCUUAACUGGUUCACCAGCUAUCUCUCAAACAUUCAACAAGCUGUCAAAUGGAAAAAAGCCAUCUCCUCUUUCCUACACACCCCCACAGGGGUCCCACAAGGCUCCAUAUUAGGCCCCCUCCUGUUCAACAUCUUCAUAAAUGAUUACUAUCACUCUUAUCCCCCAUGCUAGUAUCAUCCAAUACACUGAUUCUACAAUCAUCUGUGCAGCCUCUUCCAUUCCAACCCUUCUACAGUUCACCCAAGAAGCAUUCUCCACCACAGAACUGUGGAUGAAAGAUAACCAUCUUGCACUUAAUGCAGCCAAAUCAAAAUUAAUGAUAUUUACCCCCUCUAAAACACAUUUGAUA